Messenger RNA from Ornithorhynchus anatinus (platypus), 9016 nucleotides. It is a transcript of the gene FCGBP, whose product is annotated as Fc fragment of IgG binding protein. Gene Ontology annotation, molecular function: protein binding. Bases 81 to 8975 code for a protein of 2964 amino acids. The transcript is spliced from 19 exons. The record is from RefSeq and is a predicted model, not a curated record. NCBI's taxonomy places the organism in Eukaryota, Metazoa, Chordata, Mammalia, Monotremata, Ornithorhynchidae.
CCACGGUGGAGGCGCUGGCGGGAGCCCGGGAGGCCGGGGAGGCCGUGGGCGCCGUGGGGCGUGAGUUCGUGACGGCGUUCAUGCAGAACUACCAGGUGGGCUACUCGGCGGCCAACCUGAGCCUGCGCAUCACCAGCCUGGAGGCCGCGGCCGACGUCUCGGUGUCCAGCCACGCGUCCGGCGACGAGUUGCGGGUGACGGUGGCCCCGGGCCAGACGGAGACGGUCGUCAUCCCGGCCUCGGCCGAGGUGACCGGCAGCGACGUGUCUGAGCGGGCGGUGGUCAUCCGGGCCAGCCAGGACGUCGCGGUGCUGGCCGUCAACGCCAAGCCCAACACGGCCGAGGUCACGCAGGUGUUCCCGCUGGCGGCGCUGGGCACGGAGUACUUCGUGCUGACGCCGCCCGGGAACUCGGCCAAGCACUUCCGUCAGUUCGUCGUGGUGGCCGGGCCCGCGGGCGCCUCGGUGGACGUGCUCCUCACCGGGUCGGCCACCUUCCGGGGCACCUUCCACCCGGCGGGCAGCCGCCUGGCCGCGGCCCUGGGCCCCUAUGGCGUGGCCCAGGUGCAGAGCACCUCCGACCUGUCGGGCUCCCGCGUGACCUCGAACCGGCCCGUGGCCGUCCUGUCCGGCAACACGUGCGUGCAGAAGCACACGAGCUGCAACCACGUGACGGAGCAGCUGCUGCCCACGGCCUCCUGGGGGACCACGUUCGUGGUGCCCCCCGCCUCCUUCCAGUCCCGCUACGACCUGGCCUACGUGGUGGCGGCGCGGACCACGGAGCUGCGCUUCGUGCACGGCGGAACGCCGGGCUCGCAGGCCCUCAAGUCCGGCCAGGUGGUGGCCUUGGAGGUGCGGCCCACGCGGCCGCUGCUGCUGGAGGCCAACGCCGGCAUCCAGGUGCUGCUCUUCGGGGCCGGCGGCGCCAGGGGGGCGGUCUCCUACGACCCCUACCUCGCCCUGGUCCCACCGGUGACGAGCUACUGCUCGGCUUACGUGGCGGCCGGCCUGCCCGGCGUCCAGAACCUGGCUGUGCUGGUGGCCCCCGCGGCCGACGUGGCCGGCGUGACCUUGGAUGGCGAGGCCCUGGGGCCCGGGAGCCCGUGGACCACCGUGCCAGGGAGCGACUUCUCCUACGCCGAAGUAGAGUUCGGGCCGGCCGGCCAGAACCACGCUCUGCGGAUCGCGCAGGGAGCCUUCGGCCUGCUGACCAUCGGCCUGGCCCAGGCAACGGGAUUCGGGACGGGAGCUGCUUGUGGCGAGAUGACCUCCGAGAUCCGAUGCACCCCCCAGUGUCGGCCGCAAGAGCACUGCGAGCUGGUGAGCGGUAAACCCUCGUGCGUGGCUGACUCCAGCGCCACGUGUCGGGCGGAGGGAGACCCGCACUACUGGACCUUCGACGGCUUGGCAUUCGACUUCAUGGGCACCUGCACCUACACCCUGGCCGAGAUAUGCGGGGAUGACGAGUCGCUCCCGGCCUUCAGCGUGGAAGCGAAGAACGACAACCGCGGGAGCAAGCGCGUGUCCUACGUGAACCUCGUCACCGUCCGCGCCUACAGCCAGAUCGUCUCCUUGGCCCGCGGGGAGCACGGCUUCGCCCGUAUCAACAACCAGCGCUCGCUGCUGCCCGUGUCGCUGCACGACGGACGCCUGCGCGUGUUUCAGAGCGGGAACCGCGGCGUGGUGGAGGCUGACUUUGGCCUGCGGGUCACUUUCGACUGGGAUAACCGGCUGAGCAUCACGCUGCCCAGCAGCUUCUGGGCCCACGUGUGCGGCCUGUGCGGGAACUACAACGGGAACCCGGGCGACGACAUGGCCACGCCCGACGGCACGCCGGCCGCCAACCCGGUGGAGUUCGGGCGCAGCUGGAAGUUGGCCGACGGGGACCGUUUCUGCUGGGACGAGUGCCCCGGCGGGCCCCCGACCUGCUCGGCCGGCCAGGUCCAGGAUUACAGCGACGCCCGGCUCUGCGGCCUGCUCAGGCUGCCCGACGGGCCCUUCGGCCAGUGCCACGCCGUCGUGGCCCCCGACCGCUUCCUGGACAACUGCGUCUACGACUUGUGCGUCAGCGAAGGGGACAGGCCCGUGCUGUGCCAGGGCCUGGAGGCCUACGCGGAGGCCUGCCGCGACGCCGGAGCGCCCGUCAGCGACUGGAGGACCCCGGCCGGCUGUCCGUACUCCUGCCCGGCCAACAGCCGCUACGAGGCGUGCGGCAGCGCCUGUCCCGCCACCUGCAGCGACCAGACGGGUCCGGCCCCCAACUGCUCGCUGCCCUGCGUAGAGACGUGCCGGUGCCUGGCGGGCUUCGUACUGAGCGGCGGACGGUGUGUGGCCCGCUCCGACUGCGGCUGCGUGCACCAGGGCCGCCCGCUGGCCCCCGGCGAGCAGUUCUGGGGCGACGACCGCUGCCAGCAACGCUGCCAGUGCGACGGCAAGACGGGCCAGGUGUCGUGCCGGGCCCAGGGCUGCCUGAAAGGGGAGCGCUGCACCGUGCAGAACGGGCUCCGCGGCUGCUACCCCAUCCGAUUCGGCUCUUGCUCGGCGUCCGGGGACCCGCACUACAUCAGCUUCGACGGCCGCAGGUUCGACUUCAUGGGCACGUGCGUGUAUCUGUUCGCCGGCCUGUGCCAGUCCAGCCCCGGCCUGCAGGACUUCCAGGUGCUCGUGGAGAACGAGCAUCGCGGGAGCCAGACGGUGUCCUACACCCGGGCCGUGCGGGUCAAGGUCUACGGCCUCCAGAUCGCCGUCCGCAGGGAGCAUCCCGGCAGGGUCCUGGUGGACGGCCUCCUGCAGUACCUACCCCACCAGACGGCGGACGGCCGCGUGGACAUUUUCCGCCAGGGCGAGGACGCCGUGAUCCGGACCGACUUCGGCCUGACGGUCACGUACGACUGGAAAGCGCGGGUCACCGUCCGCGCCCCCAGCAGCUACGAGGAGGCUCUGUGCGGGCUCUGCGGGAACUACAACGGCGACCCGCAAGACGACCUGCUCCUGCGCGGGGGGGGCCCUGCCCCCGACCCCACGGCCUUCGGGCAGAGCUGGCGGGAGGAGACGGUGCCGGGCUGCAGCGAGACGUCCCCUGGCUCAUGCCCGGACCUGAACAUCCUGAUGGGGCAGCAGCAGCAGAGCGGGAAGCAGUGUGGCAUCCUGGUGGACACGAACGGGCCGUUCCGCGGGUGCCACGGCAAAGUGGACCCGCAGGGUUUCUUCCGGGACUGCGUCUAUGACACCUGCCUGCUGCCCGGCCGGCCGGGGGUGGUCUGCGAAGCCGUGGCCGCCUACGUGGCCGCCUGCCACGCCGCUGGGGCCACCGUCACAGAUUGGCGCUCGGACACCUUCUGCCCUCUGACCUGCCCCGCCAACAGCCACUACGAGCUGUGCGUCCGCGGCUGCCCGUCCAGCUGCGGCACCCAGCUGGUGCCCGGGGGCUGCGGCUCCCAGUGCCAGGAGGGCUGCGCCUGCGACGACGGCUACCUGCUGAACGGCGAGACGUGCGUGCGGCCGGCCCAGUGCGGCUGCUCGCUGCACGGCUCCUACUACCCGCCCGGCUCCUCGUUCGUGACCGGCCCGGACUGUGCCCAGCAGUGCUCCUGCACCGCCGGGGGCCAGCUGCACUGUACCCCGGCCUCCUGCGGCCCCCACGAGAAAUGCGGCCUCUCCGGCGGGGCCUGGGGCUGCGUCGUGGUGGGCUCGGCCACUUGCUCGGCCUCGGGCGACCCUCACUACACCAGCUUCGACGGGCGGCGCUUCGAUUUCAUGGGGGAUUGCACGUACGUGCUGGCCCGCAGCUGCGGCGAGCGGCCCGGCCUCCAGGCCUUCGCCGUCUUCGUGCAGAACGUCAAGUGGGGCAACGGGCGGGUCAGCGUUACGCGCCUGGUGGCCCUGCAGACGGCCGGAGUCAAGCUCGUCCUGGAGCAGAACCAGAGAGGACUGGUCAAGGUGGACGGCAUCUCCCUGAAACUCCCCGUGUCGGCGGCUGGUGGGAGAGUCCAGGCGGCUCAGCAAGGCGCCGACGUGGUCAUCCAGACGGACUUUGGACUACGUGUCACCUAUGACCUCGUCUACCACGUCCGGGUCAAGGUCCCCGGGAACUACCACGGGCAGGUCUGCGGCCUCUGCGGCGACUACAACGGGGUGGCGGCCGACGACUUCCGGCUGCCCGAUGGCCAGACGGUCAACGACCCCACGACCUUCGGGGCCUCCUGGGAGGUGCCCGUGCCCGGCUCCUCUUGCACCUCCAUCUGCCCGGGGGGCAGCCCCUGCCCGCCCGAGACCUGCCCUCCCGCCCUCGAGGACAACUACAAGCAGAACCGCUACUGCGGGCUGCUGACCGACCAGCAGGGUCCCCUGGCGCCCUGCCACGCGGUGAUCAACCCCGAAGGCUACUUUAAGGACUGCGUGUUUGACCUGUGCCUGGGCGGCGGGAACGAGAGCAUCUUGUGCGACAGCGUCCACGCCUACGUGUCCGCCUGCCAGGCCGCCGGCGUAACCGUCGGCCCGUGGCGCAGUGACAAGUUCUGCCCCAUGCGCUGCCCCGCCAACAGCCACUACGAGCUCUGCGCCCAUUCCUGCUCCACCAGCUGCGCCGCCCUAGACCAGACCCCCAACUGCCCCGGCUUCUGCUCCGAAGGCUGCCAAUGUGACCCCGGCUUUCUGGCGGCCGGACCCACCUGCGUCCCGCUGCAGGAUUGCGGAUGCUUCGAGGACGGGAGAUACUAUGAGCCCAACGAGGACGUCUUGGUGAACAACUGCCACGACAUAUGCACCUGCCGCCCGGGCCAGGGCCUCACCUGCCGCCCUCACAGCUGCCCCAGCGACCACGUCUGCGAGGCCAUCGAUGGCGCCUUAACUUGCACCUCCCGAGACCCCUGCCGGGACGUGACCUGCCGGGACCAGGAGACUUGCAAGGACGGGGUGUGCGUCCCGGACUACAGCGCCACCUGCUGGCUGUGGGGCGACCCGCACUACCAGUCCUUCGACGGCCGCGCCUUCGACUUCCAAGGCACCUGCAGCUACCUGCUGGCCGCCCCGUGCGGGCCCGGGGCCGCCGGACUCCCGGCUUUUGCCGUCACCACGAAGAACGAGAACCGGGGACACCCCUCGGUGUCCUACGCCCGCUCCGUCACCGUUUCCGUCUAUGGCCUCAACGUCUCCGUGCACAAGGGGGAAUUCGGCGCAGCGCGGGUGAACGGGGUGCGGACCACCCUGCCGGUGACCCUGGCCGGAGGCCAGCUGACCGUGAAGCAGGGCCCGGGCAAGGCCGUGGUGGACACGGCCUUCGGGCUGAGCGUGACCUACGACUGGAACUGGAGAGUGGAGGUGACCCUGCCCAGCAGCUACCACGACGCCGUGUGCGGGCUGUGCGGAGACUUCGACGGGGACAAGGCCAACGACCUGGCCUACCCCAACGGGACGCUGGCCGCCUCCAUCCCCAGCUGGGGCGGGAGCUGGCGAGUGCCCGACCGAGACCCCUUCUGCUGGGACGAGUGCCACGGGCACUGCCCCACCUGCUCGGACGACCAGAAGCAGAAGUACGAGGGCCCCAGCUCCUGCGGGGUCCUGACGGCCGCCCCCGACGGCCCCUUCUCGGCCUGCCACCGCGUCGUGAGCCCUGACAGCUUCUUCGACGGCUGCGUCUACGACGUCUGCCUGGGCGGCGGCGCUCAGGACAUCCUGUGCCAGGCGCUGGCGGCCUACGCGGCCGCUUGUCAGCAGAAAGGCGUCCCCAUCGACGACUGGCGGUCUGGCGCCGGCUGUGCGCUCGCCUGCCCGGAGAACAGCCACUACGAGCUCUGCGGCUCCUCGUGCCCCGCCAGCUGCUCCGACCGGACCCCGCCGGCCCCGUGCCCGGAGCCCUGCGCCGAGGGCUGCCAGUGCGACGCGGGCCACGUGCUGAGCGGGGCGGCCUGCGUGCCCCUGGGCGGCUGCGGCUGCUCGGCCAACGGCACCUAUUACCCGCCGGGCACCGAGUUCUGGGGCGACGAGUCGUGCCGGUCCCGCUGCCGCUGCGACCCCGAGCGGGCCGAGCUGCUGUGCGGCGCCGCCUCCUGCGGGCCCGGCGAGGUCUGCUCCGCGCUCGACGGGGUCCUGGGCUGCCACCCGGCCUCCCUCGCCGUCUGCCAGGCCUACGGAGACCCGCACUACGUCACCUUCGACGGCCGCCGCUACGACUUCCAGGGCGGCUGCGACUACCUGCUGAGCGGCCUGUGCCGCCCCCGCCCGGGCCUGGAGCCCUUCCAGGUGGUGGUGGCCAACAGGCACCGCGCCAGCCGGGCCGUCACCUACACCCGCACCGCCACGCUCCACGUCUACAACCACAGCUUCGCGCUCAGCCAGGAGUUCCCGCGCAGGAUGCAGGUGGACGGCGCCUUUGUAGACCUGCCCUUCCAGCUGGACGGGCGGCUCCGGGCCUACAUCAGCGGGAAGGACGUGGUGGUGGCCACAGCCUUCGGGCUGCAGGUGACCUUCGACGGGGACAGCCUGGUCCGGGUGUCGGCGCCCAGCCCCUACACCGACUCGCUCUGCGGCCUGUGCUCCAACUACAACGGGGACCCCUCGGACGACCUGACGCUGCCCAACGGGACGCCCACCCCCGACCCCUCCACCUUCGGAAACAGCUGGCAGGUGGGCGGAGGCCCCGAGUGCGCAUCCUCCUGCCCCGGGGGCUGUCCCGUCUGCAGCAAGGAGGAACAGGACAAGUACCGCGGCCCCGAGGCCUGCGGGGUCAUCUCCCAGCCGGACGGACCCCUCCGCGCCUGCCACGGCCUGGUGGACCCCAGCCCCUUCUUCUCCUCCUGCCUCCUGGACGCUUGCGAAGCCCAAGGCCACCCCAGUGUUCUGUGUUCGGCCGUGGCCGCCUACGUGACCGCCUGCCAAGCCGCGGGGGCCAAGCUGGAAGAGUGGAGACGGCCGGACUUCUGCCCCGCCAGCUGCUCCCCCAACAGCCACUACGAGCUGUGCGGCGACUCCUGCCCGUCCACCUGUGCGGACCUCUCCGGCCCGGCCGGCUGCCGGUCCGGCUGCCGGGAAGGCUGCGUCUGUGACUCGGGCUUCGUGCUCAGCGGCACCGACUGCGUCCCCCUGGCCCAGUGCGGCUGCGUCCACCUCGGCCGUUACUAUCCCCUGGGCCAGACCUUCUACCCCGGCUCCGGCUGCGAGCAGCUCUGCGAGUGCGGGCUGAACGGCGAGGUCAGCUGCCAGGAGAGGCCGGGCUGCGGGCCGCACGAGGAGUGCCGACUGGAGGCCGGAGUCCCGGGCUGCCACCCCAAGGGCUGCGGCCGCUGCGUGACCUCGGCCGGAGCCCACUUCAUCACCUACGACGGCCGCGUCUUCGACUUCCACGGCUCCUGCUCCUACGUGCUGAGCCAGCUGUGCCCCACGGCGCGAGGCCUACAGGACUUCUCCGUCAUCCUGGAGAAGGACGCGGCUGGAGACACUGCCCGCCUGCUGGUCACGGUCGCUGGCCACCGUGUGGUCCUGGGCAAGGGCCAGAAGGCCUCUGUGGACGGGGAAGCGGUGUCCCUGCCCUUGGACGGAGGCGCCUUGCGGCUGACGGCCGAGGGCCAGAACGUGGUGCUGCAGGCGACCCUGGGGCUGCGUAUUCUGUACGACGGGGACGCGCUGGUGCUGCUGUCCGUGCCCAGCACGUACUGGGGCCAGGUCUGCGGCCUGUGCGGCAACUUCAACGGCAACUGGAGCGAAGACUUUCGGCUGCCCGGCGGCGCCGUCACCACCAGCGUGCAAGACUUCGGCGCCUCGUGGAAGGCCCCCGGGUCCGCCGCCCAGUGCGGGCACGGCUGCGGGCCGGGAGGCUGCCGGGUCUGCAGCGCGGCCGAGACGGCGCCCUACGAGGUGCCCACGGCCUGCGGGAUGCUGCGGGACGUGAAAGGCCCCUUCGGCGACUGCCACGGCCGGGUCAAUCCGUCCGAGUACUUCCGCCAGUGCGUCUACGACCUGUGCCAGACGCGCGGCGCCGCGGCCGCCCUGUGCCGCAGCCUGCAGGCCUACACGGCGGUGUGCCAGGCUGCCGGGGCCUCCGUCCAGUCCUGGAGGAGACCCGACUUGUGCCCCCCGAGCUGCCCCUCCAACGGCCGCUACUCCGUGUGCAUGCGGUCGUGUGAGAGCUCGUGCUCGGCCCUGUCGACCUCCGGCUUCUGCUCCCCGCGCUGCUUCGAGGGCUGCCAGUGCCGGGACGGAUUCCUGCUGUCCCAGGGCGCCUGCGUCCCCGUCCGGGACUGCGGCUGCCUCCACCGAGGCCGCUACCUCCCGGUGAACGGGAGCCUCCUGUCCCCCGACUGCUCGGAGCGCUGCCGCUGCACCGGCGGGUCCGGGCUGCGCUGUGCGGCGGCGGGGGGCUGCGGGCCCGAUCGGGUCUGCCAGCUGCACGAAGGCUCCCGGACCUGCCGGCCCUGGCGCGGCCUCUGCUCUCUCGCCGCCGGGAACCGGCUCACCUCCUUCGACGGGGCCCGGGGCGCCGUCGUCGGCUCGGGCACCUAUGAGUUGUCGGCCCCCUGCCGGGACGGCCUCGGGGCCUGGUUCCGCGUGCUGGUCGGGCUCCGGCACAAUCCCGCCGCCCUGACCGUGGGCACCAUCUUCUUCCGCGACGGGGUGGUCACCGUCACCCGGCAGUCCGGCGUCUGGGUGAACGGACGGCCCGUGUCCCUCCCGGCCCGGGUGUUGGCCGGCGUGUCGGUCAGUCGCUCUCCGGACGGGUCUUUGGUGGUGCAGCAGGCGGCCGGGGUCCGCUUGCGCCUCCGGCCCAACGGGGAGCUGGACGUGACGGCCCCCGACGCCUUGGCCGGCGCCUUGUGCGGCCUGUGCGGGAACCUGGACGGGGACAAGACCAACGACCUGCAGGAGGCCCGGGGCAAGAAAGCGGUCGACGACGAGCAAGGGGUGAUGAGCAGCUGGAGGGCAGAGGACUUCUCAACCUGCUACCAAGCCGAGGAGGACCACAGAGAAGACGUGGCCCGCUAGUGGCUGCCAGAAAGGACCAAUAAAAAUCUUCUUGAACACAG